This is a messenger RNA of Cutaneotrichosporon oleaginosum, 2565 nucleotides long. RefSeq lists its product as uncharacterized. Gene Ontology annotation, molecular function: carbohydrate binding; hydrolase activity, hydrolyzing O-glycosyl compounds. Lineage: Eukaryota; Fungi; Basidiomycota; Tremellomycetes; Trichosporonales; Trichosporonaceae. Gene Ontology annotation, biological process: carbohydrate metabolic process. The record is from RefSeq and is a predicted model, not a curated record.
CCGCUUCCCACCAUCAAUAGCACAUCAGCAACAUGAAGUUCACGGAUGGAUUAUGGAGACGUCCCACCGGCGUCAACUUUGUCGGCGGCGUCGAGGUCGUCGAGGUGUUGCGUGAGAGCAAGGACGGCGUUGAGUUCAUCGUCGCACCACGGCAUGUCGCUCACCGCGGCGAUACGUUGAACAGCCCGCUUUUGACGGUGAGCAUCUCGUCGCCGAUGGACGACGUGCUCAAGGUGCGUGUGGAACACCAUGCCGGCGGGCACAACAGGGGGCCGCACUUUGAGCUUUUCCCAGACGGUGCACCCGCGACGCCCAAGACGAGUGUAUCGCGACCCACCGAGGAUCACAUUUGCUUCAAGUCGGGCUCAGUGGCAGUGGACAUCAACACUGCGCCCAAGUCGUACGCGCUCCGCUUCACCGACUCAGCCAAGGGUGAUGACGACUUCCUCUGCGCCACCGAGCCCAAGGGCCAGGCAUACGCCGACGUCCCAUGGCAUCUUACCUUUGGGCAGCAGAGCCAGGCUGGCUGCCUCACCACGUUGCCGGCCAGCAUGGCGCGUUCCGACCACUUCGCGCUCGACAGCACGCGCGCCACAGGCCUGGUACGGUACAUGGUCAACGAGCUCACGCUGUCCGUUGGCGAGACAAUCUACGGGCUCGGCGAACGCUUUGGACCGUUUGUCAAGAACGGUCAGGUCGUCGGUAUUUGGAACCAAGACGGCGGGACGUCAUCCGAGCAGACUUACAAGAACAUCCCUUUCUACCUCUCUUCCAAAGGGUACGGGCUGUUUGUAAACCACCCCGAGGAGGUGGAGUUCGAAGUCGGCCGCGAAAAGUGCUCCAAAAUCGGCGUGAGCGUGCGUGGCGAGCGCCUCGAGUACUUUGUUAUUGGCGGCGGCAGCAUCAAGGCCGCGCUAAGGAACUACGUCCGCAUGACCGGCCGCCCCGCCUUGCCGCCCGCCUGGACGUAUGGGCUGUACCUCUCGACAUCGUUCACAACGUCCUACGACCAGGAAACGGUGUCGGGGUUCCUGAGGGAGAUGCGCGAACGCAAGUGCCCCGUGCGCGUGCUGCACCUCGACUGUUUCUGGAUGAAGCGCUACGACUGGUGCAGCUUCCAGUUUGAUCCGGACACGUUCCCCGAUCCGGAGAAGUACCUUGCCGACGUCAAGCGCGAGUACGGCGUCAAGGUGUGCGCGUGGAUCAACCCGUACAUCUCGCAGCGCGCUGCCAUUUUCGCCGAGGGCGUCAAGAAGGGGUACUUCCUCAAGCGCCGAAGCGGGGACGUGUGGCAGUGGGACGAGUGGCAGCCCGGCAUGGCUAUUGUGGACUUCACGAACCCCGCCGCGUGGAAGUGGUAUGCUGGGCUCGUGCAGCGUCUGCUCGACAUGGGCGUCGACACAGUCAAGACCGACUUUGGCGAGCGCAUCCCCCACGUCGACGUGGUCUACCACGACGGCUCGGAUCCAUCCAAAGCGCACAACUUCUACUCGUUCUUGUACAACAAGUGCGUGUUUGAGGUCGUCGAGAAGAAGUACGGCAAGCACGAAGCAGCGCUGUUCGCGCGAUCCGCGACAGCCGGUGGCCAGCGUUUCCCCGUGCACUGGGGAGGCGAUUGCGAGAGCACGUACGAGGCCAUGGCCGAGACUCUGCGCGGCGGACUCAGUCUCAGCGCAUCGGGUUUCGCGUUCUGGUCUCACGAUAUCGGCGGGUUCGAGGGCAAGCCAGACCCCGCGUUGUUUAGCCGCUGGGUCGCCUUCGGCCUCUUCUCCUCCCACUCGCGCUUGCACGGCAGCGGCUCAUAUCGCGUGCCUUGGAACUAUGGUGAGACCGCCGUCACGGUCACGGCCAAGAUGGUGCGCGCGAAGUGCCGCCUCAUGCCGUACAUUUACGGCGAGAGCAUCAAGGCCCACGAGACAGGUGUCCCCGUCAUGCGCGCAAUGAUCAUCGAAUUUCCAGAAGAUCCGGCGUCUGCUCACCUCGACAAGCAGUACAUGUUUGGCGACAGUCUUCUCGUCGCUCCCGUCUUCCACGGUACCCGUGCCGACUUCUACAUCCCGGCCGGCCGCUGGACAUGCUACUGGACAGGUGAGGUGAUUGAGGGGCCCAGGUUCGUCCGUAAAACCGACUACCCCAUCGACCAGAUUCCCGUUUUCGUGCGCCCCAACUCGGUACUCCUCCUUGGGCCCGAGAGCAUCGAGACGCCAGACUACGAGUACGCCAAGGUCGGCCUCGAAGUGCGCACGUUCGAGCUCGAGUCUGAGGUUGAGGUAAAGGUCCCAACGGGCAAGGGCGCCAAGUGGGCCGGUUCCGUAAAGGUCGCGCCGGGUGGCAAGGUUAGCGCCUCGGGUGUAACUCUCAAAAAGUAGACUAUUCCUAGGAAAGAUUGUGCUGCACGUACACGCUGAGCCAAGCGCGCCCGUGCUUCCUUCGCCGCGCCCAGUGCUUAUCCACCAUAACCGUACAAGACUUCGUUUUGCUUGCCAUGUCGAUCGUCAGUAGACACCGUAGACACAUGGCCAAGUGAACUUGUGUAGGACUGUGAUGACAUACAAUGCACGUGCG